AUGUUCGUCUUCAGGAGAAUCACCCGGUACGCCAUCUUCGCACUGCUGGCCCUCGGAUGUCUCUACGUGUUCAGCAGGUCCGGCGGCAGCGGCUCCAUCACGGUGAUAGACCCGGCCGCCAUCGUCGCCGAGGCACCGGUGUCGGUGCCUGCGGCAGUGGCUGAGCUGGACCCGCAGCCCCACGCAGAAGCAGCACCAGACGACAACCUCAACGGGAAAGACACCCCGGUCGACACAACCCCCGUCCACGCCAACGCUCUGGAAAGCCUCCACUUCAAACACCACAAGGACACUCCGCGGGAAAAGGUCGUCGAAGACAACUACAACCAGUUGGUGUCGAUCCUGCAGCAGGUCAUCUCGGAGCCCAAGGUCGACAACCUUGUCCGGCCCAUUAACCCGUCCACAUACAAGUUGGCCAACGCCACGCUCAUGAUCAUGGCCCGAAACCAGGACCUGCGGGGCGUUCUCUACACAAUGAGACAGAUCGAGGAGAAGUUCAACUCCAAGUUCCACUACCCGUACGUGAUCCUCAACGACGGCGACUUCAAGGACAACUUCAUCGACAGAGUCACUAAGAUGACCACCUCCAAGGUCUAUUUUGAGAAGAUCGAGCCCGAGGAAUGGAACCAGCCAGACUGGAUCGACUCGUCGAAGCAGAAGAGCCAGAUGAAGGUUCUCAAGCAGCAGAACAUUGCCUAUGCAAACAAAGUCUCCUACCACAACAUGUGCAGGUACUACAGCAUCAACUUCUUCAACCACCCGAGAAUGCGGGAGUUUAAGUACUACUGGAGAUUUGAGCCCAACACAGACUAUUUUUGCGACAUCGACUACGACGUCUUCAAGUUCAUGGAAAUGAACAACAAGGUCUACGGCUUUGUCAUCAGCUUGUACGACGCACAGGAAACAAUGCCAUCUCUAUGGCCUGAAACCCUCAAAUUUUUGAACAAAAACAAAAACUACCUCAACAAAAAUGCUGCCAUCGAUUUCUUGAUGGAAGACAUGCAAAACCCGGUGAAAACAGAGUUCACCGGCGGCUACUCCACCUGCCACUUCUGGUCCAACUUUGAAAUCGCAGACAUGGACUUUUAUAGAGGCGAGGCCUAUACAGAGUGGACCAAGCAUUUAGAUCAGACCGGCGGAUUCUACUAUGAAAGAUGGGGCGAUGCCCCAGUGCACACCCUUGGCGUGGGGCUUUUUGCAGACAGAAACGACGUCCAUUGGUUCCGUGACAUUGGCUACAAGCACCACCCUUACACGAACUGCCCCCACUCGGACAAGUGCCACGGAUGUGAGCCGGGACUGUUCACAUACGAGCAUCUUAAGGAUCAGAACUGUUUGACCAAUUGGUGGAACUACGAGAUGGAUGACACAUCCCGUCAGCUCUACUGA
Molecule: messenger RNA, 1389 nt
Organism: Pichia membranifaciens NRRL Y-2026
Lineage: Eukaryota; Fungi; Ascomycota; Pichiomycetes; Pichiales; Pichiaceae
Exons: 1
Coding region: 1-1389 (462 amino acids)
Biological process (GO): protein N-linked glycosylation; protein O-linked glycosylation; cell wall mannoprotein biosynthetic process
Cellular component (GO): membrane; Golgi apparatus
Molecular function (GO): alpha-1,2-mannosyltransferase activity
Source: RefSeq, a predicted model, not a curated record